UACGUGCGGCGUCACUGCGCUUAUCUAGCGUAUAGGCGUUACAUCUCAUCUCGCGAUAUUUGGGACGGGACGCUGGGGAACUGGCCUGCCGGAGCGUACAAGCUACACAUUCCGGGACUGCGGGCUGGGUUAUGCGCGGCGGAACUGUUGGGCGGUAUGACAUUGGCCAUUAGGAACAGCAUGGUCGAAAGCCUGCACAUACUAUGGGUUCAAAUCGCUUGACGGCCAGAGAACUUUGUGAGAAUGAUGACCUCGCGACGAGCCUGGUGCUUGACCCUUACCUGGGGUUUCGGACUCAUAAAAUGAAUGUCAGUGCCAUGCCCACUAUACGGAGGCAGCAUCACCUGCGGGAGGCUCUGCAAACAUUCCGUAAGAAAAAGGACCUGGAAGCUGCAUAUCACUCCCUAGCAGCAGGGGAAUGGGCUCGUCAUUACUUCCAAAGCCGGACCCGGCAACAGGAGAGUCUGCUAAAGACACAUAUAUUCCGAUAUCUCCGAAUGUUUCUUCCAGAGAGUGGAUUCAUGAUUCUCUCCUGUUGUCGGUACUCUCUAGAAACCAACGGAGCAAAAGUGGUCUCUACGAAGGCAUGGUGCAAGAAUGAAAAGAUUGAGCUCCUGGUGGGGUGCAUCGCUGAACUAAGCAAAGCAGACGAGACCCUGCUCCGUUUUGGAGAUAAUGAUUUUAGCGUCAUGUACUCCACUCGGAAAAAGUGUGCACAGCUCUGGCUAGGGCCGGCUGCCUUCAUCAACCACGACUGUCGGCCAAACUGCAAGUUUGUACCAACAGAGGGAAACACCGCUUGUGUAAAGGUUCUCAGGGAAAUCAAAUCAGGCGAAGAGAUCACAUGCUUCUAUGGAGACAGCUUUUUUGGAGAGAAAAAUGAAUUGUGUGAAUGUUGCACUUGUGAAAGAAAAGGGGAGGGUGCUUUUAAGCAGCAAAAAACAGAGCAGACCGUAUCUACCUCAUUAGAAAAAUACCAGCUCCGUGAGACAGACGGCCGCUUAAAUCGGCUGAGUGAGAGCGCCUGCAAGCAAUCCCAGCAAGUGACUGCAAGGAGAAAGAAGGAUCCACCGGGUUCAAGAGUCCGGCUAUCACUCAGACUGAAAAGGAUCCCAGCAAGCCGCAGGAAGAGAGCUUUCUAUCGGAGACUCAGGACUCUGGCUUCAUCCCGCUAUUUUUAUUCAUCCCGCCUAGUGAAGCACAUUCCCUCUAAGCCUGUGAAGAUUGCACUGCCCCAGGGGACUGUCUUAAGGGACGUGCGUAUCAUUCUGCAUAACUGCAAAAAAUGUAAUAUGGCCUCCCAUCCUAAACACCAGCAUGAUGGGCAAUGCUGCAAGCUAGGAAAAGAGCCUUUGGUGUCGCUUCGCCGGGAAGACCUCAGCCCUGAAAAACUAAAAUUCCGAUUAAGCUGCCACGGAGGUUCAUGCUCUCCUACCAUCCAGACUGCUAAUAUAGAGUGCAAUGCCAAAGAUUGUCCUUUGCCCGAAGCAGAAAAGGCCAGCGCGGAACAGGUCACGUCAGCCGAAGUGUGUGAGCACUUGUCUUUCUCCCCCGUGCCGAGUCUCAGUGGAGAUGACCACUCUUUCUAUGAGCCCGAAAUCCCUGCUUCAUUGCUGGGGCCUGACAGUCCAUCUGCUGAACCCUUAGUAAAAGAACCCUUGUCCAGUGUAUGUCCUCCUCCUACUGUGUAUCCUCAUAAUAAUAAUAAUGGCGACAUAAUGUCAGCGUUGCAUCAUCAAGCACUAAAACAGUUUGGGAUAACGCAUUAUAUUAAAGUUGGUUUAAGUAAAGAUGUAAGAUCUUUGGAAAAAUCUGGAAAGAAUCCAGCAGAUAGCAGUUCCUUGGCAGCAGAGCCCAGUGAUAAUUGUAUACAUUCUCAGCACCCUGUUACAUCAGAUGACCGCCUAGCGGGUAAUUUGACUGAUGAAACACAGGGUAACCCAGUAAGUUCCCCUGCAAAGACACAGAGAUGCGAAGCCUUAAAUGGGUCACUGGCACCUAAACUUUUCUCUUUAAGAUCCAGACCAGUAUCGUUUAAAGCAAGCGAGACUUCAGAUAAUAAGAUCACCCUAUUCAAAAGAAGUAGUAGUAGUUCGGCAAAGCCAGGGGUCCAAUAUGUAAAACUGAACGGACAUGUAAAGUUGACAGGUCAGCUUGUUCCUAGUGAACCCCAUGCACCAAAUGCGGCUAGAGCCAGGCCCCUGGCCGACACAAUGCGUUCUGACCCCAAAUUGUUGCUAAAGCCAUACGUAGAGUUGGGACUCAACAACAACUUAAAGAGACACUCGGUCACCGGGCUCCCCCCUAGCGCGGUUUUAACAGAAGAAGCCUUUAACAAAUUGCACAGCUCGCCGGCGUCUAAACAACUGGCGGAAGGCGCAAAGAAAAAAGUGGCAUUUAAUCCAUUCACUCCCUCCAAGAGACUGCGGCUCGUGGUCAGCCACGGUUCCAUUGCUCUUGACAUUGCAUCCACAUCGAGCGAAGAAACCGCUUAAGAAGACCAAGGAGUUCCUUGACCAAAUCUGUAAAUGUUAGUGAGACAUUGGAUAGGGUUGUUAGUAGGGUCUGGAUAGGAAGUUGCUUGUCACAUGUUUCUGUUUGGGUGCUACUGUUCCUUCUCCCGCCCUUCCUCGCCUUUCAUACGACUUCUGAUAUCGUAACUUGGCUGCGUCGGGGUGUUUUUGUUUUUUUAAAACAUUCACGUGCCAGUUUGCCUUAGUCUCCAGUCCUGUCUGUACAUGUCCUCAAACAGAAACCUGUUGUCUUUAGAGAUGUUCAUUUUUCUUUCUCCCUUUGAGUCUCUACCUGUGUUGGAAUUUUUUUUUUCCUCCAAGUUUUUUAUGGUGCUAUGCGAAUAAGCACAUCCUAUUGGAUGUGAAGAACACUUGAAACCUCGAUAUCAUUCAUGACCAAUCAUCUCUAUUUGUGUAAGGCAGAACGUAAUGAAUGCAAGAAGAUAAACUCGCAAUGUGAAGUAAAGCCUUAAGCUUGUUGGAUUUAUUAUUAUUAGCCCUGUUCCAAUAAAGAGGGCAAGUGGACCCAUAAUUCCAUGAGAAGGUGCUGACAAAUAAUGUUUUGAGAUACCAGUCAUUCUCUAAACUGCUCCCCCUGCCCCCUUUUUCCCAGAAGAAAGUGCAAAAUAGCUGGACCCAAAGUGCUCAUGGUUCCCCCUAUGGAGCCAUCUUUGCUCCUUGUAUGGUUGGCAAAAGGUAAAACUGUUGAUCCCAACGUAUGACAGUACAUUGUGCCCGCCCCAAGCAUUCCCACCCCCCCAGAGGCUUGUCACACUUUAUUUUAUGACAUCAUAGUAAGGUAUGGGUAAGUCAGAUGGUAAAUAGAAUAACUGGCCCACUGCAUGAUAAAGUUGGGCAGCCCCUAAUAUCUGGCCUACACUUACGUUUGUGCACAAUCCUAAACCAGACUUGCUGGAAAGGAGAAUAAAGCGACUAUACUGGGUUUUAUUUACGUAGCUUUGUGUUUGGUUUUUUCCCCACUGAGUCCAUUAUUUGUUAUUUUUUGUUUUUCAACUACAAAAUAUUAUUUGCCCCCUUUAUUGCAGUUCUAGUCCUGUGUAUGGUCGGCCUUUAGUGCCAGAUGAUGUGAUGAUCUAGCGGAAUGGAUCAGUUUGUAGGUAGGAAAGACUGAAUGAUGGAAUGCUGCACUCAGUAAGGAGAAUAAGCAGCUCAUUAGUGUCUCUUUUUUUAAAAUCUUUCCUAUUUCAGUACGAUAUUUAAUAAAACAUUUUAAAGUAACUGAGUGAGUUUUCUUGUUAACUGUUUGUGAAGCAAUCUGAUUGGCUGUUGUGUUGGACGGGGACAGGUAGGUGUGGAGAGUCAGAAGUUUUCUGACCUGAACCCGCCAUUCUCAACCCAAGCCUGACCUGGCCCAAGAUUGAGAAGGGAAUUUUUAUUGUAGCCUCCUUAAUCUUCUCAUUGGUGUAGAAGUCCAACCUUUAACCAAAAAUAAUACAGUAGAAAUACAGGUAUGGGAU
This is a messenger RNA of Xenopus tropicalis (tropical clawed frog), 3991 nucleotides long. RefSeq names its product lysine (K)-specific methyltransferase 5C (gene kmt5c). NCBI's taxonomy places the organism in Eukaryota, Metazoa, Chordata, Amphibia, Anura, Pipidae. Gene Ontology annotation, biological process: chromatin remodeling. Gene Ontology annotation, molecular function: histone H4K20me methyltransferase activity; histone H4K20 monomethyltransferase activity; histone H4K20 methyltransferase activity. Bases 204 to 2495 code for a protein of 763 amino acids. Gene Ontology annotation, cellular component: chromosome; nucleus. The record is from RefSeq and is a predicted model, not a curated record. The transcript is spliced from 9 exons.